Molecule: messenger RNA, 2234 nt
Organism: Musa acuminata subsp. malaccensis (wild Malaysian banana)
Lineage: Eukaryota; Viridiplantae; Streptophyta; Magnoliopsida; Zingiberales; Musaceae
Product: probable glucomannan 4-beta-mannosyltransferase 11
Cellular component (GO): Golgi apparatus
Molecular function (GO): mannan synthase activity
Source: RefSeq, a predicted model, not a curated record
CAAAAGAGAAAGAAAAAGUGACGAUUAAAGCACAUAGACAAUACCAUAUAAUUCAGUAGUAGAGCAUGGAAAGUUGAUGUAAUUUCUGAUUUGUAUGGUCAUUUUAUAUUCAGAUAUAUUCUGAUCGACCAACUCUUUUAUGAUUGCCACCAGCUCCCACGGAGUGCAGUGUAAACCCAUACAUGCAUGCUGUCUUUGUCCUUCUCCUCUGUGUUAUCUCUCCCCCCAAGACUUGGUACAGUAGAGAGAGAGAGAGAGAGAGAGAGAGAAGAGGUGGUCAGGAGCAUGGAAGGCAAUGUCUCCACCACCGUGGCCAUCUACAUCGACCAAGCCUGCGAUCUGCUGUCGGCCUUGGCGACCGCGGAAGUGUUGAACAGAGCUGCGACGGCGUGGGCCGCAGUGAGGGCGGCGGUGGUGGUGCCGUCGAUGAAGGCGGCAGUCGUAGUGUGCUUGGCCAUGUCGGUGAUGCUGGUAGUUGAGAAGCUGUCGAUGGCCCUUGUCGCCCUCUACGUGAAGGUCUUCGGGCGCACGCCGGAAAGGAUCUACAAGUGGGCGCCAUUGUCGCAGGAUGUCGAGCUCGGCUCUCUGGCCUAUCCUCUGGUCCUCGUCCAAAUCCCCAUGUUCAAUGAGAGGGAGGUUUACCAGAUGUCAAUUGGAGCAGUGUGCAUGCUGGAAUGGCCAUAUGACAGACUCAUAAUACAAGUUCUAGAUGAUUCAACAGACCUAAAAAUUAGGGAACUGGUGCAAGAGGAAUGUGAGAAAUGGUCUAAGAAGCGAAGGAACAUACAUUACAUAUCAAGGGACAACAGGAAUGGGUAUAAAGCUGGUGCCCUGAAAGAAGCAAUGGAUCUCGACUAUGUGAAGAAAUGCGAUUAUGUCGCGAUAUUUGAUGCAGAUCAUGAGCCUCCAUCAGAUUUUCUUAUGAGAACCAUCCCUUUCCUCAUCCAUAAUCCCGAAAUCGGUCUUGUUCAAGCACGUUGGAAGUUCGAGAAUGCCAAUGAAUGUGUAAUGACAAGGAUACAAGAGAUGUCAUUGAACUACCAUUUCAAAGUGGAACAACAAUCAGGUUCUUCAACUAUGGCAUUUUUCGGAUUUAAUGGAACUGCUGGUAUUUGGAGAAUUCUAGCUAUUAGUGAAGCAGAAGGUUGGAAAGAGAGAACUACAGUUGAGGACAUGGACUUGGCUGUUAGAGCAACACUUCAAGGCUGGAAAUUUGUAUAUAUUGGAGACCUUAAGGUUAAAAGUGAAUUACCAAGCAAUUAUAAAGCCUACCGUUAUCAGCAACAUCGUUGGGCUUGCGGACCUGCAAAUUUAUUCAAGAAAAUGACAACAGAGAUAAUAAUGGCCAAGAAAGUGCCUUUUGUGAAGAAAUUCUUUUUGCUCUACAACUUCUUCUUGGCAAGAAGGAUUUUAUCCCACAAUGUGACUUUCUUCUUCUACUGCAUCAUCAUUCCAGCAUCUUCAUUUUUCCCUGAAGUUGUGAUUCCAAAAUGGGGGGUGUUCUAUAUCCCAAUAGCCAUUACCCUUCUCAAUUCAAUUGGAACCCCAAGGUCUUUACAUCUAAUUAUCAUCUGGAUAUUCUUCGAAAGCGUCAUGUCCUUGCAUCGAUGCAAAGCAGUCUUCAUUGGUCUGUUUGAUGCAGGGAGAGUAAAUGAAUGGGUUGUCACAGAGAAAGCAGGGAAUGCAUCAAAGACUAUACAAACUUCAACAGCUGCUAAGAAAUGUCCAAACAAGUUCUGGAAAAGGUUUCAUUUCUUAGAACUGGGGAUGGGAGUACUCCUCUUGAUAUCUGCAUGUCACAAUUGCAUCUUCAGAACAAACCUAUAUUUCAUAUUCAUCUUCCCUCUAUCUCUGUCCUUCCUCACAAUGGGCUCUGGUUUUGUUGGUACUUAUACUGCACAGCAAAGUAGCUGAACACAGCUUGGGCAUCACAGUUGUCCACCAUUUCAUCCUAUCUCCACAGAUUCUUUUGUGUCACUAAUGAUUCAUGUACUAUCCUUUAUGAAUAAGAGGGACAGUCAAGCACCACCCUGGAGGAGGAGAAUUAAACUGAUUCCAUACUGAACAACUGCACUAAUGACUGAAAAAUGUAGCAGGCAGAAGGAACAUAUAGUCAUGUACAUCGAGGGCAAGUUUAGGCCCCUGUUCUCUUAAAAGUAACACAAAGCAGUUACACCAACCAAAUAGCAGUGUAAAUGUUCAGUUUAGUAUAGAUUUUUGUUCAUCUUGUUUUC